ACCAAGAUGACCGAUGGAAAUCUUUCCACCUCCACCAAUGGCAUAGCCUUGAUGGGCGUUUUGGACGGACGGCCAGGAAGCCACCUUCCGAACUUCCCGAGCCUGAACCUCAAGGCUCCCAGGUCCCUCUUGCUGUCUGAGCAUGGGUCCAAGCUGCUGCUCGGAGCCGCAGAAGACCGGCACAGUCUGCAGUCCGUGGAUUCCGGCAUCCCGACUCUCGAGAUCGGCAACCCGGAGCCUGUGCCCUGCAGCGUAGCCCACCCGAGGAGGAAGACGUCUGAGCCGGAGGCCGUCCCUGAGCGGGCUUCGCACAGUGCCUGUCCCCUGCCAUCCUGUGUGCCCCCGGGCCCCACCUGUGCCGAGCGGGAGCAAGGUGUGCGCAAGUCCUCCACGUUCCCCAGGACUGGAUAUGACGCAGUAAGGUUCUGCAGCCCCACCACUGGGACGCUGAGCCGUAGUGACGCUGGCUCCGUCUGCAGCGUGUCCAGCCUUGGCACAGACCUCUCCACUACACUGUCCAUCAGCAAUGAGGACCUGCUGGACCUGGUCACCAGCAGCUCCAGUGCCAUCGUGGCCCUGGAGAAUGACGAUGAUGUGCCCUUCACUGAUGUCACCCUGAGCUCUGCCAAGGAGGCCGGUGGUCCUGCCCGGCCAGAGAACCCCCAGGAGCCCCAGGAGGGCAGCCGGUCGGGACUUCUGGGGCCACUCGGCCACUUCUUGUCCAGGAAUUUGCUUGCUAGGAAACAAAACGCAAGACUUGACAGACAGAGUGACUUGGGAUGGAAGUUGUUUGGAAAAGUGCCACUCGGAGAGAAUGCUCUGAAAGAGUCAAAGAAACUAUCAAAGGAAAAUGAAGACAAGGCUGGACCCAGCAGGCCGCUGUCCCCCAAGCAGAAUGUGAGGAAGAGUCUGGACUUUGAACCUCUUUCCACCACUGCCCUCAUCCUGGAAGACCGCCCUGCAAAUCUCCCGGCAAAACCAGCUGAAGAGGCUCAGAAACACCGGCAGCAAUACGAAGAAAUGGUGGUUCAGGCCAAGAAACGAGAGCUGCGGGAGGCACAGCGGCGCAGGAAGCAGCUGGAGGAGCGAUGCCGGCUGGAGGAGAGCAUCGGGAACGCAGUCCUCACCUGGAACAACGAGAUCCUGCCCAACUGGGAGACCAUGUGGAGUGCGAGGAAGGUCCGGGACCUGUGGUGGCAGGGCGUCCCACCGAGUGUGCGUGGCCGGGUCUGGAGCUUGGCCAUCGGCAACGAGCUCAACAUCACCCACGAACUCUUCGACAUCUGCCUGGCCCGAGCCAAGGAGCGGUGGCGGUCCUUGAGCACCGGAGGCCCAGAGGGUGAGAGCGAAGAUGCCGGCUUUCCGGCUGCCGACCGAGAAGCCAGCCUGGAGCUCAUCAAGCUGGACAUUUCCAGAACGUUCCCCAGCCUCUGUAUCUUCCAACAGGGUGGCCCUUACCAUGACAUGCUGCACAGUAUUUUGGGCGCUUACACCUGUUACCGGCCAGAUGUGGGCUAUGUGCAGGGCAUGUCCUUCAUCGCGGCAGUGUUGGUCUUGAACUUAGACACUGCCGAUGCCUUCAUCGCCUUCUCCAACCUUCUGAAUAAGCCCUGUCAGAUGGCUUUCUUCCGCGUGGACCACGGCCUUAUGCUGACUUAUUUUGCUGCAUUUGAGGUAUUCUUUGAAGAAAACUUGCCGAAAUUAUUUGCUCAUUUCAAGAAAAACAACUUAACUCCAGACAUCUACCUAAUCGAUUGGAUCUUCACCUUGUACAGCAAGUCACUGCCUCUGGACCUGGCAUGUCGCGUAUGGGAUGUGUUCUGCCGCGACGGUGAGGAAUUCCUCUUCCGCACGGCGCUGGGCGUGCUGCGGCUCUUCCAGGAUGUGCUGGUCCGCAUGGACUUCAUCCACAUGGCUCAGUUCCUCACCCGGCUGCCGGACGACCUGCCCCCCGAUGAGCUCUUCGCCGCCAUCGCCACCGUCCAGAUGCACAGUCGGAACCGGAAGUGGGCUCAGGUCCUCAGUGCACUGCAGAAAGACAGCCGGGAGACGGAGAAGGGCAGCCCGUCACUGCGGCACUGA
Messenger RNA from Chrysochloris asiatica (Cape golden mole), 2082 nucleotides. RefSeq names its product TBC1 domain family, member 14 (gene TBC1D14). The record is from RefSeq and is a predicted model, not a curated record. The transcript is spliced from 13 exons. Lineage: Eukaryota; Metazoa; Chordata; Mammalia; Afrosoricida; Chrysochloridae. Bases 7 to 2082 code for a protein of 691 amino acids.